This is a messenger RNA of Oncorhynchus keta (chum salmon), 1437 nucleotides long. Its product is annotated as serine/arginine repetitive matrix protein 5-like. The record is from RefSeq and is a predicted model, not a curated record. Lineage: Eukaryota; Metazoa; Chordata; Actinopteri; Salmoniformes; Salmonidae. The coding region runs from base 1 to 1437 and encodes 478 amino acids. The transcript has 2 exons.
AUGCUCAGGAAUCAGACCACAGAUCAGAGACCACAGACCAGAGACCACAGACCAGAGACCACACACCAGAGACCACAGAUCAGAGACCACAGACCAGAGACCACAGAUCAGAGACCACAGACCAGAGACCACACACCAGAGACCACAGACCAGAGACCACAGACCAGAGACCACACUCCAGAGACCACAGACCAGAGACCACAGACCAGAGACCACACUCCAGAGACCACAGACCAGAGACCACACACCAGAGACCACAGACCAGAGACCACAGACCAGAUACCACAGAUCAGAGACCACAGACCAGAGACCACACACCAGAGACCACAGAUCAGAGACCACAGAUCAGAGACCACAGACCAGAGACCACAGAUCAGAGACCACAGACCAGAGACCACAGACCAGAGACCACAGACCAGAGACCACAGAUCAGAGACCACACACCAGAGACCACAGAUCAGAGACCACAGACCAGAGACCACAGAUCAGAAACCACAGACCAGAGACCACACACCAGAGACCACAGACCAGAGACCACAGACCAGAGACCACACUCCAGAGACCACAGACCAGAGACCACACACCAGAGACCACACACCAGAGACCACAGACCAGAUACCACAGAUCAGAGACCACAGACCAGAGACCACAGACCAUAGACCACAGAUCAGAGACCACAGAUCAGAGACCACAGACCAGAGACCACAGACCAGAGACCACAGACCCGAGACCACAGACCAGAGACCACAGACCAGAGACCACACACCAGAGACCACAGAUCAGAGACCACAGACCAGAGACCACAGACCAGAGACCACACACCAGAGACCACAGACCAGAGACCACAGACCAGAGACCACAGACCAGAGACCACAGAUCAGAGACCACAGACCAGAGACCACAGACCAGAGACCACAGACCCGAGACCACAGACCAGAGACCACAGACCAGAGACCACAGACCAGAGACCACACACCAGAGACCACAGAUCAGAGACCACAGACCAGAGACCACAGACCAGAGACCACAGACCCGAGACCACAGACCAGAGACCACAGACCAGAGACCACACACCAGAGACCACAGACCAGAGACCACACACCAGAGACCACAGACCAGAGACCACACACCAGAGACCACACACCAGAGACCACAGACCAGAGACCACAGACCAGAGACUACACACCAGAGACCACACACCAGAGACCACAGACCAGAGACCACACACCAGAGACCACAGACCAGAGACCACAGACCAGAGACCACACACCAGAGACCACACACCAGAGACCACACACCAGAGACCACACACCAGAGACCACACACCAGAGACCACAGACACCAGAGACCACAUACCAGAGACCACACACCAGAGACCACAGACCAGAGACCACAUACCAGAGACCACAGACACCAGAGACAGAGAGACAGAGAUAG